Acanthochromis polyacanthus (spiny chromis) is the source of this 905-nucleotide messenger RNA. It is a transcript of the gene dnajc15, whose product is annotated as DnaJ (Hsp40) homolog, subfamily C, member 15. The record is from RefSeq and is a predicted model, not a curated record. Gene Ontology annotation, cellular component: PAM complex, Tim23 associated import motor. The transcript is spliced from 6 exons. NCBI's taxonomy places the organism in Eukaryota, Metazoa, Chordata, Actinopteri, Pomacentridae. Gene Ontology annotation, molecular function: ATPase activator activity. Bases 40 to 489 code for a protein of 149 amino acids. Gene Ontology annotation, biological process: protein import into mitochondrial matrix.
CGCCAUUUAAAAAGAGAGAAGAAGAAGAAGUGAAGCAACAUGGCGGCCGGUGGAGUGUCCGCGGAUGGAGGAGACAUCAUGAGAUACGCUGAAUAUUCUCCUAAAACAAACGCCAGGAGUGAUGCAGAGAUAGACAGACGGCUGGGACAGACUCUGAUUGCUGUUGGUCUCGGUGUUGCUGCUGCAGGUUUUGCAGGCCGCUAUGCAUUCCAGCUGUGGAAGCCUCUUGGACAGGUUUUCUCUGAAACUGUCAAGAAGAUGCCCACAUCGGCGUUCUCAGCGUAUUACAAAGGAGGCUUCGAGCAGAAGAUGUCCAAGCGAGAGGCCAGCCUCAUCCUGGGCAUCAGCCCAGCCAGCACUAAGGCCAAAGUACGAGAGGCUCAUCGAAGGAUCAUGGUCCUGAACCAUCCAGAUAAAGGCGGGUCACCGUUUGUUGCUGCUAAGAUCAACGAGGCCAAAGACCUUCUGGACAAAGAGACCCGCCGAUGACCUGAACCGUUAACGAGGACUUUAAAGACUUCAUCUCCUUCCAGCUCUGCAGCUCCGCUCCGUCAGCUUCCACAUCAGCUCCACACCAAGACAUCCGUCCACUCAGGCUCCUGGAAGAUGGAAAAACAGAUGCUUUCAUGACGGUUUCCUUCCUCAGCUGACGUUAAAUCAACUCUGUGAACAUAUAAAUAUGUAUUUUACCUGAGAGGGGAGGAUGUGAAACCCUUUAGGUGUUAAACUGGAACAGUGCUGCUCUUCGUCUCCAUGUUUAGCGUUUCGGUCUGAGUGUACAGAUAUGUGCAUGUACAGCGUUACAUAAUGAUCUAUUUAAGCAACAAUAGAGUAAUAAAGUCACAUUUCCAUAUUUAAACAGUUAAAUGAAAGCAGUAAACAUCAAUAAACUUUAUUUGUCAACA